Molecule: messenger RNA, 2457 nt
Organism: Thyridium curvatum
Lineage: Eukaryota; Fungi; Ascomycota; Sordariomycetes; Thyridiales; Thyridiaceae
Exons: 2
Coding region: 1-2457 (818 amino acids)
Cellular component (GO): nucleus; cytoplasm
Source: RefSeq, a predicted model, not a curated record
AUGUUCGUCCUGCGAAAUGCGGCAAAACUGCUCUUCGGCUCCGGCAACCAAGAGUCCAUGAUCGAGCUGCCCCAGGGCCAGCUGUACCUCGUUCGACCCCUCUCACCCAAGGGCUAUUCCGAGCUCAUUUUCAAGGAUUCUGCGGCUCGAAUCCGCCGUACCGCCCAGGACUUUCACUACCAGCUAGUCGUGCAACGUGUCUACGAGGAAGGCGAAGCAGAGCUGCUUGCGGAAGAGGAAGGAGAGGAUGCAGAGAUCGAAGGCUUGACCGCCGAACGAGACGAAAAGACUUUCCUCCUUGACGAAGCGUUGCACUUCCGUGUGGAGAACCGAGAGGGAUCUGAGAGGGUCCUGUGCUGGAGAGACCUGAGCGGCGACGCUGGCGACGUGUAUGAGUUUGUCUGCGACACAUCCGUCUCCCCGGCCCAAGUCGACCAGUUCCUGCUCGUUGCAAGGCAGUGCCAGUACGAACGCAAGUACCGAAAACCGCACACCACCGCGGCCGACGACGAUUUCGAGCAAUUCGAGUUCGACGAACAGCCCAUCCCACCUGCGAGCCCCCUUCACAGCCCGACCCUCACUCGGUCUAUCGAGUCGUCCGACUCGAUGUUCUCUGGCAAGCACACCGCCAAUACUGGCGUCAAGCGCGAGACUCAUACCCAGGUGCAGGCGCAGGAGGUUACGCCUCCCAAGCCCGAGAAGAGCAUGCUUCCACCCAAGGCUGCAACCCAGCCCGAGGCUACGGAGAUCCUGACGGCCGAAGUUGCAGAGCUGCAUUUCUUUGACUUCCCGUCAGGCUCUUUUGUCCUGCAAGACCCCUCCGUGACAGCCACGGUGACAGAAGUUGGAAAGUGGCAAUACUGGCUACAAGUCGGGAGCAGCGAUCGCGACUGGCUCGGCAUCCCCGUGAUUGCCGACAUCAACCCUGUUUUCAAUUUCGAAUUUCUGUCCUUCAUCUUCAAUCAGUUCGCUGACGACGGUUCCGCCUACUCUUGGCUGCUUCGAUUUAAGGACCAGGCCACUCUGGAGAGGUUCCAAGAGGGUCUGCUUCGAGCACUCUGGGAACAACUGAACGAGGUCAAAUGGACAAAGGUCAAGGAACAGGACCGUGACUACGUCGCCGAUGCCUUCAAUGACCUGACAAUGGAGGAUGCUGAUGAGGUCGAACCCGAGAUCCAAGAAGAAGAAGAGGAGGAGGAAGAGGAGGAAGUCGAUGACGAUCGCGACCAGAGCGAGCACUACGACAGCGAUGAAGAGGAAGAUGACGUCGAGACGAAGCCCAAGGACAGCGCCACCAACAAGUCUCUCGCUGUUGGCUACAAGCACGAUCGAUCAUUCGUGGUUCGCGGCUCUCAGAUCGGCGUUUUCAAACACACGCCCAACAACAAACUGCAGUUCUCAACCAACAUCUCCAAGAUCGAGACACCUAAGGGCAAGCUCUUCAGUCCCAAGAAGGUCAUGCUGCACAACGAGGAUCGCAACAUGAUCCUGCAGCACGAGACCGAUCCCAACAAGCUAUACCGGAUGGAUCUAGAGUAUGGCAAGGUCGUUGAUGAGUGGAAUGUCCACGAUGACAUCCCUGUUGUCACCUUUGCUCCCGAGAACAAGUUUGCGCAGAUGACCCAUGAGCCAACCUUCCUCGGUAUCUCGAAGAACGCGCUCUACCGCAUUGACCCCCGUCUGGCUGGCACUAAGCUGGUCGACUCCCAGCUGAAGCAAUAUGUUUCCAAGAAUGACUUCUCUGCCAUGGCAACAACCGAGAAGGGCUAUAUUGCCGUUGCCUCCAACAAGGGUGACAUUCGUCUGUUUGACCGCCUCGGCAUCAAUGCGAAGACUCAUAUCCCCGCCCUGGGUGAGCCGAUCAUCGGCCUUGACGUAUCGGCGGACGGACACUGGGUCCUCGCCACUUGCCGAACAUAUCUUCUCCUCAUCGACGCCAUGCAAAAGGCAGGCAAGAACGAGGGCAAGCUUGGCUUCGAGAAGUCUUUCGCGGCCGACUCGAAGCCCCAGCCGCGUCGUCUGGCGCUUACCCCCGAGCACGUGGCUCAGUUCGCCUACGAGACCGGCAAGGGCGUCUCCUUCACGCCGGCCAAGUUCAACACGGGCGAGGGCUCGGAGGAGACGGGCAUCAUCACGGCCACGGGGCCCUACGUCAUCGAGUGGAGCCUCAAGAAGGUGCUCAAGGGCAUCAAGGCGCCGUACAUGAUCAAGCGCUACACGGACGAGGUCAAGGCCGACGACUUCAAGUACGGCUCCGACAAGAACAUCAUCAUGGCGCUGCCGCACGAGGUCAACAUGGUCGACAACAAGGCGCUCAAGCGCCCCACCCGCGAGAGCAUUGCCGGGACCCUCCUCGCUGGUGCCGGUGGCGGCCGGCGGAGCUCGGGUCGUAUCAGCGGCCGGGCGAGCGGCCGGUACAAGCUGGGCAAGGACGACGUUGUCGACUCCCCUUAUUAA